Pocillopora meandrina is the source of this 1825-nucleotide messenger RNA. The record is from the annotation of a GenBank genome assembly. NCBI's taxonomy places the organism in Eukaryota, Metazoa, Cnidaria, Anthozoa, Scleractinia, Pocilloporidae.
AUGUUGAAACGGAACGGCGAUACUCAAAAAGACCAGCAUAGAGGUAGAAAUGUAUUUAGGAAAGAAAUUUAUCGGCAAGAUAUAAUUUUUAGAGCUAGAAGGAGAUCUACAGGUGCUAUUGGAUUAUUUCUUAACACUAGAGAAGAAACCUGCUUGAAUUUUAUUUAUAUUUCCCUUUCGCGAGAUACUGGAAUAUCACAGGGUGUUUUUUUUUAAGUCCAAAGCGAAAUAGUGAUAUAAAGGAAAUAUGAUCGAUGUCUGUUGAGCUCAUUUAACCAUAAGACUUAAUAUUUGUACCACAUUUUCAUUUUCAUGUUUCCUUUCAUGCUUGACCCUAACAACCAUUUGCAGUAGAUUUACAUGAAUCGGUUGACUAUGUAAACGCGUGAAUUUUUUUUCACAAUCCAUAAGCUGACAGCAUGAAAAUAUUGGUAGCAUGAACAAAUUGUGAUUUUAUAUUUCCUUAGAGGAUUUUAGUUCAGAUUUUGCGCGUAAAAUAUUCGUCAACAUUUUUCAAGGGCUCCAUUUGAAAGAUAAUUGCCUUCAGGGUAGAUAUAAUAGGAAUUUACAUUUAAAAUUGAAACAUCAAAGAGUCUUUUGAAACAGCUGUUAAAAUGGAUGAAAACAUCACCUCAUAUAAUGAUAUAUAUCUACUACCACAGCAGAUAACCUCAAGAUGAAUAACAGCAGUAUGUCUACAGGGGUCCAUAUGCAUAUCAAUGACAGAUUGCCUGUUACACCCGUGGUUGUAACUCUUUCGUUUUUAUCGCUUGGCACCGUGCUCGGAAACAGCUUGGUAUUUACAGCGAUCCUCAUUAAGCCUGCACUUCACAGCGUCACAUAUCUGUCUGUGUUCAGUUUAGCGAUCGCUGACUUCUUAGCAGGAAUACUUGCCAUGCCCAGUUACAUCCUCAAAAAGUUUUUCAUGGCAGAGUCUGUCGAUAUCAUCAUAUGCGACGUAUUCCGGUUUUCGUAUUUUCUUACCGGAUAUGCCUCUAUCCUGAGCCUUUCAGUCAUCAGCGUUGAACGCCUGCUCGCCGUAAAGUGGCCGCUGAGAUAUGCAACCGUUGUCACACACGAACGAGUUAUCACGGGCUUGUUACUCACUUGGUUUGACGCGAUAGUAAUAUCACUGCUACCGUUUGUUCCAUGGGAGUCAGAUUCUCCUAAUAAGGAGUGUAAUUACGAACCUACACGCUGGUGGAGCAUUAUGGUCAUUGUAACCAACGUUAUAUUGCCAUUCGUAAUCAUAACAACUUGCUAUAGCUAUUUGUAUCUCACUGCCAGGUCGCACAUAAAGAAGAUAUUGAGUGACAGAAAGAGCCUGGGAGAUACUGAAACCCGGAGACCGCGACAAACGAACGAACGUAAAGCAAGCACCACAAUUUUAAUUGUUAUUGGAGUCUUUGUGGCCACUUGGUUCCCCUCAUGCCUUUAUUACUUCCUGUUAAAGACCUGUCCGCAAUGUUUUUCAGAUUCAUUCAGAAGUAAACAGAGUAUUUUAAAUGCUUUCGUAAAAAUUUUGACGUUUACAUCGUCCUUUGCUAAUCCUGUAAUUUAUUGCUGGAGAAGCCGGCAUUUCAGAAGAGCUUUUUUUGAGAUUUUGGCAAGACUGUCAAGGAAGUUUUCUACGCUGCAAAGAAAGGAUAGCAACAGCACUGAAGUUGGUCGCUACAGAAGAAACACAAUAACCAGCAUUGGUAAAACAGAGGCCUGUAAUGUUUUCGUGUCUCAAAUGGACGAAGGCAAAUACAUUCCAAUUACCUUAGACAAACCUAAAACCGAUUCGAGGAGAGAUCACGAAGUGAAAGAUGAACAACUUUGA